AUGAAUGACAGCGAUCUGGUGAACGAGACGGUAGAGAUCUCUCCGCUGCUUCCUUGGGCGGAUGACAACGGCACCGUUCUCGAGUUCUCAACCACCUCCGUCUCGCACCUGGAGUUUCCCGUGAACCCGUGGGACAUCAUGCUGUGCCUGUCCGGCACCGUGAUCGCGUGCGAGAACGCACUGGUGGUGGCCAUCAUCUUCUACACCCCGACGCUGCGCGCGCCCAUGUUCGUGCUCAUCGGCAGCCUCGCCACGGCCGACCUGCUGGCGGGUGUGGGAUUAAUCCUCAACUUCGCGUUCCAGUACCUUACCUCAUCCGACACCGUGAGCCUCAUCACCGUCGGCUUCCUCGUGGCCUCGUUCGCCGCGUCGGUCAGCAGCCUUCUCGCCAUCACCGUGGACCGUUACUUUUCCCUCUACAACGCGCUCACCUAUUUCUCCGAGAAGACGUUGCACUGCGUGCACCUGAUGGUGGCGUGCACGUGGGGCGUGUCCGUGUGCCUUGGACUGCUGCCGGUGCUCGGCUGGAACUGUCUCGAGGAGCCCGACACGUGCAGCAUCGUGCGCCCGCUGACCCAGCAGCACGUCACGCUGCUGGCCGCCUCGUUCUUCGUGGUGUUCGGGCUCAUGCUCAGCCUCUACUUCAAGAUCUGCAAGAUCGUGUGCCGCCACGCGCACCAGAUCGCCCUGCAGCAGCACUUUUUCAGCACGUCGCACCUCGUGGCCACCAAGAAAGGCGUCUCCACCCUCGCCAUCAUCUUGGGCACGUUCGGCGCCAGCUGGCUGCCCUUCGCCGUCUACUGCCUUGUGGGGAGGCCGGAGUACCCUUCCGUGUACACCUACGCUACCCUUCUUCCCGCCACUUACAACUCUAUGAUCAACCCCAUCAUAUAUGCCUACCGGAACGCGGACAUCCAGCGUGCGCUCUCAGUACUUUUCUGCGGUUGUUUUCAAACGAACGCCUCCUCCUGUCGCUCCCGGUCUCCGAGUGAGGUGUGA
Molecule: messenger RNA, 999 nt
Organism: Sardina pilchardus (European sardine)
Lineage: Eukaryota; Metazoa; Chordata; Actinopteri; Clupeiformes; Clupeidae
Product: G-protein coupled receptor 6
Exons: 1
Coding region: 1-999 (332 amino acids)
Biological process (GO): adenylate cyclase-activating G protein-coupled receptor signaling pathway; regulation of metabolic process
Cellular component (GO): cytoplasm; plasma membrane
Molecular function (GO): sphingosine-1-phosphate receptor activity
Source: RefSeq, a predicted model, not a curated record